AUGGACCAAACCAAUUUUGGAAAGCUUACUUCCCUGCACUUCCAUGCAUGGUCCAGGGGUCUGAAAACUGGUAUGUACUAUCUAAGAUCACGUGCUGCUGCUGAUGCCAUCAAGUUUACUGUUGAUACAACCAUGCUCAAGGAAAAGAUCAAUAUUGCAGAUGACGGUGAUGAUAAUACCAAAAUGUCACAGAUGGUAAGCUCUCUAACAAACCGUGAAGAGUGCAUGGCUUGUGGAAGCUAGAUAUCCCUACAGAUAAUUGCAAAAUGUACCACUUUGGUCAAGGUUUUUAACCCUGCUUGUGGAAGGGGCAAGUUUGGGAUUCUUAACUGUGACAUGCAAUGCCUUCUUGUGAUGCGGGUUAAAAAAGCGAUAUGGUCACUUGUUCAAUUAUGAAGCUGAACUGACUUCUAGGUUCUCUCUCUGUAUAGGUGUAAGUAUUAUUAGUGGUUUCUACUGAAUUUUUUUGGUACUUGUUUCAUGGAUCCUGAUGUAACUCGUUUUUUAAUAGUGGCGACAAAUGAAAAUUCGGUUGAUUCCAGUAAAUGCAGUAUGA
Molecule: messenger RNA, 556 nt
Organism: Ilex paraguariensis (yerba mate)
Lineage: Eukaryota; Viridiplantae; Streptophyta; Magnoliopsida; Aquifoliales; Aquifoliaceae
Source: the annotation of a GenBank genome assembly